CUGAGUUUACAGGUUACUAAAUGUAUUCCAAGUGUCCGUCUUUGUUUUACUGGGCCCGCGUCCAUAACCGCUUAAAAUUCGCUUGGAGAUGGCGGAUGAGGCGGAACUCCUGGAUUAUGAGGAAGAAGAGCAGGAGACAGUACAAGAAGUGAGGCCUAAUGGCGAAGCACCAGUUAAGAAAGGUGUCAAAGGGGCUUAUGUUACUAUACACAGCUCCGGAUUUCGUGAUUUCAUCCUCAAACCGGAACUUCUACGCGCCAUAGUGGAUUGUGGUUUCGAGCACCCCUCCGAGGUCCAGCAUGAAUGUAUUCCCCAGGCAAUCCUCAGUAUGGAUGUACUGUGUCAGGCAAAGUCUGGCAUGGGGAAGACUGCUGUGUUCGUUAUCGCUACCUUGCAACAGCUUGAUCCAGAGGAGGACACAAACACCAGUGUCCUAGUCCUUUGUCACACAAGAGAGUUGGCGUAUCAAAUUAGCAAAGAGUACGAAAGGUUCUCCAAGUACAUGCCAAAAAUAAAGGUUGCCGUUUUUUUCGGUGGGCUUCCAAUCCGCCGAGACUUGGAAACACUCGCCAAGUCGCCCGUGCAUAUCGUCGUCGGCACUCCCGGACGCAUCCUGGAUCUCAUGCGCAAUGGGGCCCUAAAGCUGCAACAUGUGAAGCAUUUUAUCAUCGAUGAAUGUGAUAAGAUGCUGGAUACGCUCGAAAUGCGGCGAGACGUUCAAGAAAUAUUUCGCAUGACUCCUCACCAAAAACAAGUGAUGAUGUUCAGUGCAACCAUGAGCAAAGAAAUCCGUCCGGUCUGCCGAAACUUUAUGCAAGAUCCCCUGGAGAUUUUCAUCGAGAAUGAUUCGAAGCUUACUCUACACGGUCUCCGCCAGCACUACGUCAAAGUUAAAGAGAAUGAGAAAAAUCGAAAACUCUUUGAACUUCUUGAUGAGCUGCAGUUCAAUCAGGUCAUCAUUUUCGUCAAAUCUGUCCAACGAUGUAUGGCUCUCGCCCAACUCUUGGUGGAUCAAAACUUCCCCGCAAUCGCAAUGCACCGUGCAAUGACGCAAGAAGAACGCCUGGAACGGUACCAGGCGUUCAAGAACUUUCAGAAGCGCCUGUUGGUCGCUACCAAUUUAUUUGGUCGUGGCAUGGAUAUAGAACGAGUGAACAUAGUCUUCAACUACGAUAUGCCUGAGAAUUCCGACACCUAUCUUCACCGAGUUGCCCGAGCCGGUCGCUUCGGCACCAAGGGGCUGGCAAUUACUUUCAUCUCGGAUGAAAUGGAUGCGAAAAUAUUGAACGAAGUUCAGAACCGUUUUGAAGUUAAUAUCAGUGAGCUUCCAGACGUCAUGGAGAUCUCCAGCUAUAUGGAGGACCGCUAAAUGUUAUAUGUUUUACCCCUCUUUCCUCCUUGCCAAAAUAUUUCGUGCUUUGUACAA
Messenger RNA from Dicrocoelium dendriticum, 1426 nucleotides. NCBI's taxonomy places the organism in Eukaryota, Metazoa, Platyhelminthes, Trematoda, Plagiorchiida, Dicrocoeliidae. The record is from the annotation of a GenBank genome assembly.